AUGAGAGUGUCGGGUGGGUGUGGAGGGGCUGGUAUCAAUAAACUUAUAUUGGACAUAAAACAAUUUCAAGUAUAUCCCAAUCAUUCCAAAAUGGUUGAUGAAAUAAACGAAUCUAUUGAUAUUGUUGUUCAAGUAUUUAAUGACAACUGUGAUGAUAAUGUUGAUAAUGGUAAUAAAAAUGAAGAUCAAGAUACAUUAUGUAAUUACAAUAAUGGAGAUCAUCUUGAAGAUAUUGAAGAAGUAAACAAAAUGUCUCUGGUUCGAGUACCAGAAUAUCGAUUGAACGCACGUCCACUCUAUUGUAUACAAAAGAAGGAUAUUCGUUUGAUUCGACAAAAAUUCAAGGAACAAAAUCGUUUACUUUUAAAAACUUACAAAUCAAAUGCAAUGUAUUCGUGUACAAUCAAUGAAUUUGAAUCGAAAAUAUCUACAUUUUUUACACAAACGAAUGCUUAUGAUUUGAUUGAAGAACUUAAUACAACGGUGAAUCCAGAAUAUGUUGGAAAACAUCUUGACGAUCAAGUUGAUAAAGUCAAAAUGAUUCUCGAUAAUCUAUUAGAACAACAAUCUAUCAAUUUGAUGCAAUAUGAAGAAAUGAAAAUUAUGCGUUCAAAAGUUCGAUUAGAUUAUCUCUUUUUUUUACCAGAUACACGUAAAAGUGAAGUACCAGUACAACCAAUCAUGGUAUCUUGUCAAAGUCCAUUUGCUAAUAUAUCUCGAUUAUUAAAUCGUCUUAUUGAACCUAUCUAUGAUCAAGUAGCAUUACAUGAUACAUUUUUCAAAGGUUCCGAUGCCAUACAAGCUCUCGAAACAUAUAAAAACGAGAAUUAUUUACGAUCUACAACAUUAUUUGCUACUUUACAUGCGAAUAAUAUCUUGACUGUUUUGCAUCAUGAACAAGCAAUUGAAAUAUUGGAACGUUUUCUUCUUGAUAAUGUACAUUCAAAAGAAAUUCAAGGCAUAUCUAUUGAAACUAUUAUUCAAUUAGUUCGUUUACUUCUUGAUAAUCAAUGGUUUAUUUACCAAAAUAAAUUAUAUCGACAAAUUGGUGGAGGUGGAUCUGGUUCACCAUUUAUGUUACUUCUAGUUAAUAUCAUUCUUUAUGAUUGGCAAAAAGAAUUUCUUAUACAUUUGAAACAAAACAAUGAAUUAUUUGGCAGAUGUUUUGAUGAGAUGUUCUUUACAUGGAAUAAAUCUCAUGAUGAACUUACGGUAUUUAUUCAUCGAAUGAAUAUGAAAAAUUCUUUAAUUCAAGUUCAAUUUACAACUGGAACACAGAUCGAUUUUCUUGAUACAUAUAUAAGAUUUUUUAUUUAUGAUGAAAAUGAAGAUGAUAUGGAAUUAGAAACACAAGUUAAUCAUGAAUCAAAAGCUGAACCAUAUGCAUUACCUUAUAUUCAAAAUCUUUCAUCGGAUAUGUACUCAAAGUUAAUUCGAGCAGCAUUAAUUCGUGCAGCACUUUGUUGUUCAGAUAUUCAUGAAUUCAAACAAGAACAACAGUACAUUGUAUUAUCAUUUACACUCAACAAUUUUCCAAUUGAUUUUAUUAUGGAACAUGUCAUGGUAUUUUUCCUCGAAUUCUAUACGGCAGAGUUCGAUGAUGAUAUAUAUGAUCAAGAAUCUUAUUAUGAAUUACGUCAAAACGUUAUUAAAUAUGAUAAAAAAUGUGUCGAAAACCGAGUAAAACAUCAUCAACAAGCACAUAAUUAUAAUCUUCAAUAUGUAUCUGUAUCGACAAAAAAAUCAUCCUUCAGAUCUUUAAAACAAAAUAAUCAACGUUAUCGAAAACGUUUCAAUGGCAAUAGCCAAUCAGGAUUUUAUUUAGAUAUUGUCGGUCAACCAAAAUAUCCAGAAAAUACAAAAUAA
Molecule: messenger RNA, 1866 nt
Organism: Adineta ricciae
Lineage: Eukaryota; Metazoa; Rotifera; Eurotatoria; Adinetida; Adinetidae
Source: the annotation of a GenBank genome assembly